Molecule: messenger RNA, 9802 nt
Organism: Labrus mixtus (cuckoo wrasse)
Lineage: Eukaryota; Metazoa; Chordata; Actinopteri; Labriformes; Labridae
Gene: plag1
Product: pleiomorphic adenoma gene 1
Exons: 3
Coding region: 234-1658 (474 amino acids)
Biological process (GO): regulation of transcription by RNA polymerase II; cell fate commitment
Cellular component (GO): nucleus; cytoplasm
Molecular function (GO): histone deacetylase binding; RNA polymerase II cis-regulatory region sequence-specific DNA binding; DNA-binding transcription factor activity
Source: RefSeq, a predicted model, not a curated record
GGAAAGCAAAACAUUUUCAGGCCCGCCGCGUCUAGCAAAAAAUAUGAGAAAAAAAUUAUUAAAAAUUCGGAAAAUAGUUGAAAGUGAAGAAAAACUCAACAGAAAGGAUGCUAAAGCGUCCGUGGCCCCUGCGUCUGGGCAGUGUUGAGAACAGAAAACUGGAUAGAAUAAUUGCAACAGUACUGGUUGGGCACUGGGCCUUUGUCCAUGUAGCUGGUCUGCCUUAGAGUGCCAUGGCCACGGGAACCCAGGACCAUCGUGACCACGUCCUGGAGAAAGCCAAGCUUGUGCCACCCAUGGGGAGGCGCAAGAGAACAGAGGGAAAGCCGAAGAAGAAUUUCUCCUGCCAGGAGUGUCAGAAAGCCUUUAACAGUCUGGAAAAGUUGAAGGUGCAUUCGUACUCUCACACAGGAGAAAGACCCUACCGCUGCUCCCACCCCGACUGCACCAAGGCUUUUGUCUCCAAAUACAAGCUGCUACGGCAUAUGGCAACUCACUCGCCAGAAAAAACCCACAAGUGUUCAUACUGUGAGAAAAUGUUCCACCGCAAGGAUCACUUAAAGAAUCACCUACACACUCAUGACCCGUAUAAGGAGGCAUUCACCUGUCAGGAGUGUGGCAAGAGCUACAACACCAAGCUGGGCUUCAAACGCCACCUCGCCCUCCAUGCUGCCAACAGUGGAGACCUUACCUGCCAAGUGUGCCUGCAAGCGUUCCCAAGCACCGGCGUUCUACUGGAACACCUCAAAACACACGCUGGUAAAUCAUCUGGUGGGACCAAAGAGAAAAAGCACCGCUGUGAGCAUUGUGAGCGGCGAUUUUACACCCGUAAAGAUGUGCGACGCCACAUGGUGGUGCACACUGGUCGCAAGGACUUCCUUUGUCAGUACUGUGCCCAGCGCUUUGGAAGGAAGGACCAUCUGACUCGUCAUGUCAAAAAGAGCCACGCCAAGGAGCUGCUAAGGGUAAAAACUGAGCCAGCUGAUUCGCUGGAGCCCGUUGUUUAUGACUUGGUAUCUGGGGGCAUCAAGGAUGAGCUCCCAGGGAUGGUGAUGUCCAGGCCACAUCAGCUCAACAUGUACACAGGCCCCGUCCUGGACACAGAGUCCUUCCCCACCUCAACACACCCUUUUCCUUUAAAGUAUGCGCUGGGCUCCAACUUUACCUCAUACACCUUCUCCUCACAGGAGCGGGAGCAGAAUCUAAAGGGAGAACUGGAGACCUACCUGAUGGAGCUGCAGAGCAGCAUGCCCUCCUCAUCCUCUGCAGCACAAGAGCCCCAACUCUCCUCCAAACUUGAGUUAGAUACUCAAGUGGGUGUACUAGAGCAGGCAAGCCAGGAGGUAUCCCUGUCCAAAAUAUCCACUUCAGUGGCAGCAGCCACUGCAGGAGACUCUCUGGCUUCGUCCUCCUCUCUGAUGGACUUCUCACAGCUUUUUAACUUUCUGCCGCUCAACGGGCCUCCAUACAACGCAGCAGGGGGGCAAGGUGUCACCUAUACACCCAGUGAAGAAUCCACACCCCUGGUCCAGCUGCCGCCCCAGCCCCCUGAAGGGAUCGAGACUGCAGAGGGUUCUCUUCAAGGACUCCCCUCCUCUUUCAUAUCCAACCUGAGCACACCUACCACACUGCCCCGCUUCCAUCAAGCUUUUCAGUGAUCCAGUAUGUACUGCACAAGGCACACAUGCACUCACACAUACACAGAGACAACAUACAAAACACAAUCAAAAAAAGGAAAAAGUGUACAAAACACAUGCUUAGCUACAAAAGCAUACCAGUUAGCACUGAAACUAGAUGCCACUGAUAAUACAAUAAAACACAUUUCUCUCCAUUGAGCAGACAGUUAGACAUACAUGAUGAUUAGCCCUAACAUCAGCAUGUACACACACACACACACACACACACACACACACACACACACACACACACACACACACACACACACACACACACACACACACACACACACACGCUUAAAAGGCUAACUAAUCUAUUAUUUUUCCUGUUGGGAUAUUUUCUUUUUAGCUAUCAAGCUUUUGGAUUGACAAGUUGGCAAAUCGCCUCCCCCACUUUUUUCUUAAAGACAUGUCCACAUUAACGUCAGUAAAAAUUGUCCUUUGUCUGGGUGUUUAAGAAACAAUGUCCAAAUUUUCAGUCUUGCAAUUAGCAAGUUCUAAACACAUCAUGUGUUGUUCUAAUCUCUAGGAUGAUUUUCUAUUCAGAGAUCUGCAUGCUACACUGUAUAUUAAUAUCUUUAAUCACAGUACAAGUAGCAGAAUUCAACCAUGAUCUUUGCUCAUUAAGGUCGGGGAAGCUUAAACUCUGUGCUUUGCCGCUCUGUGCAAGUAAAAAAAAAAAUUCAAACACAUUAAUGGAGUAAAAAAACUGUUCUUCCACAACAAUACAUAAACAACCUAACAAGAAAUUGCGAGCUGUGUUAGUCUAUACAUAAAUACGUCUUCUGAGAGUUAGAUCAUUUUCAUUGAUGUGGCAUUUUUCUCUUCUCUGCUUAACCCUUAAACUCUUCAGGAUAGAUUGAUCCUUAGUAUGCAAGUUUCACAAUCUAUAUUAUUUUUACAUGCAGCACUUCGAGCUUUAGGAUAUCAUUUGUUGUCACAGUUCAUCAUCAUUUCAUAAUUUUUCCCCUUUUGUGGCAGGGACCAACUUCUAGUUUUGGAAUGUUUUUGCUCAUUUACACAUAAUAUCCAAAUAUUAUUCUAUACUACAAAUGGCUGUGGAAUAAAACCCAAAACCAUAGCAGAUGCUGGAUGCAUCAUUUUCCAAGGCAGCGAAUUAAAUUCAUUGAAUUUAAAACAUGGAAAUCAAAAAUGUCAGUUACUUCACGUCUCAUCAUCUCUGGUUGUAUUUUUGUCAACAACCCGACAAAUAUACGCUCAUACCAUUGUGUUCCUACAGUAUGCAGUACAGUGAGGUUAAAAGCAGAUCUAAUGUUUUAGGGUAACACAGCCAGGCUUCAUGUUUAAGACAGUUUAUUUAGGGUACCAACAGCUUAAGAUGAAAGGUUGGAAUAUCUUAAAUAUCCUGUAAAGAAAUUAAGGUUUGAUUAAAUGAUAUCUGGUUAGAAGUAAAUAAGCAAAAACAUGCAAAAUAUUGACGUGUACAUUUUCAUCAGUCUAUCAAGCAGAAGUUUAUCCACAUUAAUGCUCUGAGUAGGAACGGUAAGCAAUUUUUCUUGUGCUUAACAUUUUAUGGUUGAAGUGAGUAGAUUUCCUAGUUCAACGUAAAUUCCCAAAUAGUGGUGACGUUGACAUAGGAGCUGAAAAUUAGUCUUUUUUUGUUUUGUAGUAUCCCCUUUUCUUUCUUGUCAGUAGUCAACGACUUGCGCCAAAAGUUCAACUUUAUUUUUUUUUUUUGGAUAAGAGUAAUAGGAUUGUCUUGUUUGGGAAUAGUGGGCAUUGACUAAAUGUUUAGAAACAAAAGGGAAGAAUCUCAAUCUGGAUUCAAAUUGAGGCAGUCAAGUUGCUCUUUGGAUAGGCAAACACAGAAGCAUAGCACUAACAAGCAAACCCCCUCCUCUUGCUCUCACCUUAAACAAUAAAGCGGCCUUUAUUGUGAUUGACCUUUAAAACCCUAAACGCAAAAAAGCUUUGUUGUGGUGUUUUAAGUUUUUAGUUUCAGUUGUGCCUCAAUUGCAUUAUUAUAUUUUUACUUGACCUCAGCUUGACUUAAAAACGCUGCAUCCAUCCCCCAGAAUACAAAUCAUCUCGGGUGAUUAAACAAUAAACAUGAAAAUAAAAUCACAAGGCUUAUAUAAUAUAGCAUAUUUGAAGUCUGAAGUGUCUAUCAGGAAAAAAGCUGGCCCUUGUACAAAUGUAGUUGAUGACCCCUAGUGUACUGUACUAGUGUAUAAAAUAUGGCAAUGUGGGACUCAACAUUAUAUGCAGUUAUUUUGACCAGAUGUGCAAGUACCGCAUUGCACACCUAGUUUGAUAAAUAAGUCCAUAUUAUUGUUCUAAACAUCCAUUAAACAAAUCAAUUCAGAAGAUGGAAUAUUUCAUGAUUAGAUGAGUGAGACCUUUGGUGAUUUAAAAAAAAAAAGCCUGGGUAUACACUUUUUUUGAAAAAGAGUUCAUUUAACUUCCAGAAACAAUUCAAGUAUGAGUCACCCCCUAAAAAACGGAUUUUAUUCCAACCUAAAGAAGAUUUGAUUGGAGCUUCAUUUUAAUUGCACUUUAAUACUCAUGCUCGUAUGCUUCCAGAAAAUGUCAUUUUCAUAAUCCAGAAAAAAAUCCAGUGAUACUGUACAUCAUUUUGAGGUUAAAAAAAAUAUCUAAUUUAAAAAACAGUGAGGCCUCCAGGAUUUGCCUUUUAUACUUGAUCUUCCUGUCUUUCAGAACGAGUCUUUCACUUUCUUCAUCAUUGACCAGAAUGUUAAAGAUGGGGGCUUGAAUAAAACAAGUUACAUUUUUGGGGUCUUUGGCUGUAGAUCUACCAAUGAAAAAUAGCAAGAAAAUUAACAUUGUCCCUUUUUUAAUUGCUUUUAGUGCCCUCUAACUCGGCACUUAGCUGUAUAGGGCAAGCUGCCAUAUGAUGAACAAUCGAAGACUCUAGUUGUGCUUGGGCAUAUCCCACAUGCAAAUGUGCAAAACUGCAUGAAUUUAAAGUAUGCUGGAACAGAGCUGAGUUUCAAAGCUAACCUCCCCGAAUGAAAAUAUAAAAAUAAAGCCAAUCAUUACUGUUUUUAUUCCUACCUAUUUAGGACAUGCAAAUGCCUUUAAAUACAGUUUGACAGUAAGAUUCAACAUCUUUAGGAAUGGCUGUUUUGUUAUUCUUCAAGUGUCUCUGACUAAUCACAUAAACGUGUUUUUCUAGUUGCCCUUAUCUACUCAUGCAGACAAUUUGAGAUAUCUGCGACUGAGACUGGCAUUACUCCAAUACAAUAUUGGUUAGAAGGACCCUGAACUGAAAAUUUAAUAGGAAUUUUGUUCUUCAUCGAUGACUCCACCUCUAACUUUUUCCUUCCAAUGCUGAUAGUAGUGUGCCUUGCCUGUUAAGAGGCUUGGUAUGAGGGGUUCACAUGCAGCAAAUCUGACUUUUAAUGCAGAAAACAGGACUCCAUGGACUUCCAAUUGAUUCCACCUUGAAUAAGUUACACUUGUGUUUCCCUUUCUUUAUUCUCUAUUUACAGAUUCUAUACAAAAAGAACAACCUGUACACACAAGACCAGACUGUGAAAUAAGUAGUGUUCUGGUUUGCAUUGGAAGUACAUUUGUAGUCCGCCUGCAGGGGGCCUGUCCAGACUUUUUUGACUUGGGUGGUCAACUGGGGUCUGACUUGUGCAGGGGUGGCCUGAAGUGUGAUGUGUGCACAAAUAUACACAAAUAAUAUCAAUUAUUUACCCUUAUAAUCUCACCAAUCAUGUCUACUUUCUAACAUAAGAUAAUGGCAACAUUAGCUUAAUUAUUUAAUGGUCCAAAAAGAAGAUGUAUGUUCAAAGUCACAAUUAAAUGACUUAAAAAAGAAUAAUGCAUCUCCUGGAAAGUCUGACUUGCAAUGUGUUGGUCCCACCACAUUGCCAGUUAUGUCAUUGGAAGUAAUAGUUUUUAUAUACAAUUUAAAGUACAAACAAUAGUAAAUCAUGUUAUAUUGAUAUGACAACUACUAGCAGCCUUCUCCAAAAAGACCCAAUACUUGGUUUUAACAAGUCCAGUCUCUGACAGUUUAGGAAUCAGCGCUCAGAUUUCCUGGGAUUCAUUGGAAAUGAUCUGACCCCCGUUCAACAAACAAAGCUUUUAAAAAGUGUAUGUUGUCAUGAGGACAAAACUUGACAAAGCUUGUGUUUUUACUUUUUUUUUACAAAUCUGCAACAUAAAUCUGUUUCUUCAGCCGACUUGAGACGCCUAAGUUGCAAAUAAAUUACAAGAACAUUUACUUAUUUUUCAUAAUAUACCCCUUAAAUAAGCCAAAGUGAAGCUUCUGUGUGACUUAAGAUACUAUUAACAGUUAAACUAAGAUGGAGUUGUAGUAAACCAGCAAAUGACAGCCUUUUCUUUGCAGACAUACCUGGAAGGCGAUUUUCCAUUCACUUCUGAUCCGAACACAUAGUUACUUCUGAAUUUUUUUUAUAGGACUGUAAACAAUGUAACACAGCCAAUCACAAAGCCUUGGCAGAGCGCUUACUAAACUGGAAUUACUAAGAAGAUGGCCAUCAUUCCCAGAGGCAGGGUGGUCAGAGGAUUGCUGAUGGGUUCUGAGAUUGCCCGUACUUUAACCAUCCUAAGAAGUCUUACACUUAAAACUGUAGAAAGCUAAAAUAUAUAAAGGAUUAGCAAUAGGUGUAAUGAAAAGGUUGUUGAAUGUUAUCUUGUGUUUGGAAGAGUGAGACAAUGUGAUCAGUGCUUUCUGGCAAUAUAGUAGGGAAGAUCUUGUGACACAAAAACACAAAGGUAUCAAUAAUGAAAUCCACAACAAUUAUAUUCAUGUUUAAUUUACAAAACUGCAAUUUACACUUACACUGUGAUUUAAGGACAAUUUGUAACAACUGAAAAGUUGUGAUAAUGGUAAAGUUGUGUAUGCUUGGGGCUCCACAAACCAUAUUCAAUUCACCUCCAUUGUACAGGAAGAGAAAUCUCAGAACCUGGCCAAAUAAACCAAAAUUGUUUGCAUGGAUAUAUGCUAAUAGUAGGGAAGGAGAGAGAGAUGUUUUGUAUUUGUGAGUGUGUGGCCUAUGGGGGUGUGUUGAUGUACAUGUGUGCAUGUGAUCUCUGUUAAAAUACAAAUUUGACAAUAUGAUAUGGAUAGUUCUACACCUGACAAAGCCAUUUUUCUGGAGCUUUUGUUAAGUGAGAGAUGUAGAAAGGUCAAAGUCAAAGCUAUAGUCGUAAAGCUCCACCCGGCAUGACGUUUACUUCUAAGGAAACAGUGGUUGAUAUUUGGUCAUGAGUAGUGAAGAUCACUGAGGGGUAUAGCUGUGUUCAUCUCAAAUGGAUUGUCAGUCUCCCCAGUGCCUCACGUAGUCCAAACAGACACAAAGUUCACCUUGUUUUCCUUUUAAAAUAAAGAAGCACAGAAGCUUCAUCACCCUUUUAAAUCUGUUCUGUGAUGUGCAAAACUAUCUAGAGUUUUGAAUGGCUUUUAAAUCUUGAGUUUCAGAAGUUGACUUUAUGAACAAUAAGUUUUAGAACAAGCAGAUCGAGUUUCCUCUUUAAUGAUAUGUGUCCUUUACUGAAAAUUGAGGUUCAAUGUAUAUAUAACAAAAAAGUAUAGAAAACUUCAACUUACUGCCAUUAGCAAACACCAGUACCUUUCUUGGCAGUGUUGAACAUUUAGGUUUUUUCAGUGUACUAAACCACACAUCAUGACGUGUCAUAAAGCAGUCUGCGGCCAUCUUUGCAUUUAGUUAUCUGCUUUUUUUUGUUGCCAUAUUUCUAGCUGUUGCUAGCUAUGAGCCUCUGCCUGAAAUAUCCUUCUCAUGCAGUUACCAUGGUGCUUUGCUAUCAGAUUCCCUGUGCCUUUUAUCUUGCUGACUUACUCUUUUAUUGAUUGAAAUCACAAUUGAAAUGACAACUGAUAAUACAAAUGCUGACUGAUGUAAUUGCUUGUAAGAGUCCCAAUGAAAAUAAUCAAACUAUUAAAUCGAUAAUCCGACCAAUGACAGCUUGACUGAAGGGUGAUAGGUUAAAAAAGUGAUGUUAAUGGAUGAAUAUGGUUUCCCCCCCAAAAAAAUGAUACACAUUUCAUCUGUAGGCAAACUACCUUUAGACACACCCACAAGAGACAACGGAAUACAAUCAUUAUGACUAAAUACUGACUUUACAUACUGCAAGAAAUUGCCCAAACUUCUCCUCUUACCUUCGAACACAUCAGUUAAAAAGUGCUGCAUCUUAGUUCCACAGAUUGUUUGAUGCAUAUAACCCAAGAGUGUUAUUAUUUACCUCACAUACUGAUCAUUGUUUUUGUGCUCUGAGAUUCAGAAGAAAAUGAUGAACUAUGAUAAGUGUUAAGUCCCCUCUAGAUGACAGGAUGAGACACGAGUGGAGACAAUAUUGUUUGUGGGAUGUUGUAAUGUUUUCAAAGCAUUUAUGGAAGUUUGCUAUUCUCAUCUUGUGAAGGUUUGUGGAUUUUACAAGAGCUGUUAGCAAGCCGCUAUUUGUAUGUAAUCAUAGCACUUUUUUGUAAAUUGAAUGCCUUUUAUUUCCUCCAAUACCUUUUUGUUUAAAACAUCUGUUACAAAUGUAUAGAUGAUAUAUUUAGCUCUUUUAGAGAACAAUAACAUGUAAAUACAAUAUAAAUGUUUUAUUUUUACAGGUACAAUUUUGACAGUGUUUUUUCCUAUCAAAGUGUCAUUUUUUUUUUUUGCUUUACUUGCACAAGUGUUCUGUGUAUCUCAUUGAGGGGUCUUUAAACAAAUAAUGUAUGACUUUUAGCUGCCAAGUUUGUAAGAAGGCCUUUUUUUGACUAUACAUCCGCUGGUUUAGGUGAGAGCACAAGCAAUAAUUAAGCUUAAAUGGACAGUAGCACUUAACAAUGUCACUUUGUCAUUGUUCACUUAGAUGACAAAACGGCAAACAAAAUCGAUUUGCAUUUAUUCCCAGAGUGAUUUGUCCUCUUUUAUAAUCCUUUUACCUUGUGAAAAAUGAUGACUUGAUUUCUUGGUGGAAUUUGUCGAGAAGCAUUUCUAUGAACACAAAUAUUCCAAUGAGUUAACUGAUUGCGGUUUCAACCCGGUGCAACCCAGAUAACCCGUUUGGUUUGGAUGACAGAAUCCAGGAAUUUGGUUUGGGAAGAAGAAAAAGUGGGAAAAAAAACAAAACUCUACACAUGGUUCUGAAAGAGACUGAAAAGACUAGAAAGAAAAAGAAACAUCUCCCUCACUCUUGACCAACAGAAAGGAGAUGCUCUUCAGUGAGAGACACAGACAUUUAGCAAUUCAUGUAAAACUUCUUUAUAAGCUUCAGUGGUACCAGUGAACUUUAUUGAAUGUGUAUGUAAGAAACACUGCAAUACUGCAAUAUAUUUUGGUAUUGGAUCAAGCUGCUAACAUACUUCUCAAGCUCCUUAAGGUGCUACAGACCUCUUUUCUAGUUCUUAAAUGUAUCGUUUGUACAAAGUAUCCAUUUUAGCUGACUGUUGGCCUGUGUGUGCCUGGUUGUACUAUAUAGCUACAUUAUAUUUUUUAUUGUACUGUGACUUUUGUAGUCUUUUUACAGACUUGCCUGUAAUAUCACAUGCCACCCCACCCCACCCCCUCCUGUGUGUUGUGAUAGUGGGAAAUUGAGUCACGGUGGGAGAUGCUCUUGAGUGAAGUCACUCAGCAGAGAUGAAGACAUCAGUGCGAACGCUGAAAAAAAACAAAAAAACACACACACGACUCCAGGUGAUGCUUUUCAAAUAUGAGCUGAGGAAGUUCAGAGAUGAACCGCAUUCCAGCCAUGUUGGUUUGGUUUUCUUUUGCAUUUCAACAAUGCCAUUCUGUUACAAUGAUGGACUCAUUGCUAAUCCACAAUAUUUUAUGUCAAAUCAAUUUUACAAACUACUGGUGUAUUUUUUUUUUUUUUAAAUAUAGGCAAAGUCAUUCACAUCAACAUAUAGAUAUAUAUAUAGGUAAAUAUAUAUGUAUAUGUCUAUAGGUUGUGUAGAAUCAAAAUGAAUGCUGCAGCUGUUAUCCAUUGUUUUUUUAAAACAUUGACAUCAUCCAAAGAGGCAGAUUAUUUAUUGUCUGGCGGAAUAACCUGAUUUGAUUUACAUACCUUGCUGCUAUGAGAGAGAAGAGCUGCAGUCGUUAACUCCAGUGUUUUUACACAAUGUAAUGAAAGUUCAUUAAACAUACAGAAGGAUUCAA